This is a messenger RNA of Eimeria acervulina, 129 nucleotides long. RefSeq lists its product as hypothetical. The transcript is spliced from 3 exons. The record is from RefSeq and is a predicted model, not a curated record. The annotation marks the transcript as partial. NCBI's taxonomy places the organism in Eukaryota, Apicomplexa, Conoidasida, Eucoccidiorida, Eimeriidae.
AUGUGGGAACGGCAGCUGUUUGAGCGUCCCACGCUCGAGAAGAUCGAAGCUGCAGAGAGGUUUCGUCGGGAUGGAAACGCCGCAUAUGCAGACCGCAACUUCGGCUUGGCAGCGGUUUGCUACCGCAAG